UAUACUUGAAUGUGGCGCGAAAUAUAACUAAUUACGUCGUAAUAAAGCAUUCACGAAUUAGUUGAAUUGUCGAAAUAUUAUGUGACAUUUGACAUAUUUCUUGAUAGCAAUGGAGCUUGGAGUUGGUAUAAUGUCUCCAGCAGAAGUUGAGUUUCUUGCUGAGAAAGAACUUGUUACAAUUUUCCCUAAUUUUUCUCACGGGAAAAUUUAUUUAAUAUCUGGAGAUGUAGGUCCAUUUGUUCCCAGUUUGCCUGUCCAAGUGCCUUUAUGGUUAGCUGUUAACUUGAAACAAAGACAGAAGUGUCGAUUGCUACCUCUUGACUGGAUGAACAAAGACGUUUUAGAAGAGAAGAAACAAGAAGAAUACAACAACAAAUUUUUUACCGCCAUGCCUAGUCCACAUUACAGAGAAAUUACUCAGCUACUCAUGAGUAUAGCUCCUAUGGAUAUUCCUCAUGCAGAGGAUAUUCAAACAUUGAUAAAAGACAUCUGGGAUAUCCGAAUGGCGAAAUUACGAAGUUCCAUUGAUGCAUUUAUCAAGGGAGAAGAAACCCAUGCUAAACUUGAUCACCUUACUUUAAUGGAAAUUAAUACUGUUCGCCCCCUUUUGACAAAUACUUUGAAUAAACUGUACCAGUUACGUCAAGUUUCUUCAUUUGGCACGUCAGAGAGUCAGGAAUGGUAGCAGCUGUCAGCUAAAUAUUUCUCUCAAUACAGAACAGAAAACUGUCUUAGUCUUCUGUAGAUUGUUUGGUUUGAUCUACCAGUAGGUUUAAAUUGGUAAUAACUGUUUUCAGAAAAUAUUUUGUUUGGGAUGCCAUAGUUAUGGCUUAUAACUUGCAUCUUCAAGUUGGUUUAUUGGAUGCUUCAAAGUGCCAGAAUUUUCAACAAUUUUUGUAUAUACAGUACCCGAUACAAUUAUUUUUUCCCCUCUCUCUCUCUUUUUUAAAUAGAAAAAUAAUCGUUUAGAGUAAGUAACCCCUAUGGUGGAUCACAACUGUCCAAGGUUGAAACUAUAGAUAUACUAAUGGUGUUGUAAAUAUUGAAGUUAAAGAUCUGUAAAUUAUUAUUUUUUUUAUACUUAAUGCAUAGUUGACUUUUCUCUGUUAACAUCAUCAAGACCCAACAGUACCCAUAUUUCAAAGGGAUAAACUAACUGGUAUUCGGAACGGUCUGUAGAUUGUGCCCGACAAUUUCUUUCUUCUUCUCUUAGAUAAAACCUUCCGCCCAGCAAAGAUGAUUUGUAUAGUUUAAAAACCUUGGUUUUCAGGUGUUUAUCUUCCAAAUAAAUUAAUUUUUAUUGUUUGCAUAUAAAAGUAUGAACACUAUUAAAAAGGUUUAAGUUAACUUUGACAAGAGUAGUAGUUUGUAGAAUUAUACAUGGACUGUUCUUUAUACAUUAAAAUACAUCGAUUUGCAGACUUUCUUCCCUCUUACAGGAGCCUUCGUUGGGCAACAAUCUACAUUGUUGCCUGAUAAAAGCUGGUUAGAAGGCUGAAAGCUUGCAAUUAAAAGAAUAAUCCAUGGAUAAUUCUACAUAUUAAAUUACCUUAGUUACGAGUCUUUAAAAAAACAAAUAUAGUAGUAGUUUUGUUUGUCAUUUAAAACGGACAGCAAAAUACAUGUACAUGGUUUGGAACCAUUUUUUCCUAAACAUCAUUUGUUAUUGUAGGCAGUUUUAAGUGUUCUAAUCCCAUAAUGGAUAACAAGUUUUAAUAACAUUUUAUGUAUUCUUGUUCUUGGCUACUAGUAGACAAAGUGUUUAAAUUUUUGUAAAAGAAAAAUUAUGAAAAUCAGUUUAUUAAAUAUUCUUCAGCGGGGUGUAAAUUCUUCCAAAAAUGUACAGAAGUUUUUCAUACCUUCAAACAAGGCACCCAAAAUUAUUCUCACAUUUUUCACCAUGUCUUACUGGUUAACAACAGUGCCAUAACAACAUAGUCUCAGCUACAAAUCCUAAUAGUUGAUAAAAAGUUUCUUUCUCUUUUCAGAAGUAUAUUUAUCUCUUGAGAUUCAUGGUUAUCACUCACUGCAAAGCAAUGUUUUUCUAAACUUACCAUAUUGACUUUAAAAUAACCAAUCACAAUUUAUGUUAUAUGUAACUUUCAUCGAGACCACAGCAGGAACUUAUCACUAGAAAAUGAAAAAUAAAAUGCUUCCAAUACAUUUAAA
This is a messenger RNA of Limulus polyphemus (Atlantic horseshoe crab), 2169 nucleotides long. RefSeq names its product DNA replication complex GINS protein PSF2-like (gene Psf2). The transcript is spliced from 3 exons. Gene Ontology annotation, biological process: DNA replication; double-strand break repair via break-induced replication. Gene Ontology annotation, cellular component: nucleus; GINS complex. NCBI's taxonomy places the organism in Eukaryota, Metazoa, Arthropoda, Merostomata, Xiphosura, Limulidae. The record is from RefSeq and is a predicted model, not a curated record. Bases 110 to 685 code for a protein of 191 amino acids.